CACAAUAUCAUCACUUACUAUUCUUCUCUAUGAGAUACGCGAUCCCCUUCCGUUCACUAUAAUGUCACACCACCGCUGCGUCAUUCACUCUACGUUCGUUCUGGAACGUUGGUAAUAUAAAUUUCCAGUGGCUGUUCGGGUGACCAUUAAUUGUCUCGUUCACGUCUCAGCACACGGUCCGUUUAUCGUAGAAGAAGUACAAGAUAGUGUCUCGUUAAACCAGAUACGAUGUAAACCGACGUUAUUUUGCAACCAAAAAAAACCAAAUAUCGUCAACAUACGGAUCAAACGUAGCUCGGCACAUUUUAUAAAAUUUGUUCUGUUCGAAUCAUGCAACCUGCAGACAGAUCGCAUAUGGCGUUCCGGGUAGCAUUGGCUACGUUAUUACUCACCAACGUCGCAUACACGUCAAAAAAACAAAAGCGUCAGUUAUUCCAUGAAAACUUGUUGCCAUACUUUGGAGGUAAAAUACCUGAGUCUGCAUUCCAAGCAGACCGCUUAGCAUUAAAUAUGUUGAACAAAGAAGGGAUAUCUGUACCCGAUGGUAUUUUGUUUGAAGCUCGGCCAAAAGAAUCGUUCCACCAAAGUCCUCGGAAUGAUCCAGAAUUAUCCAACUCAAUACUCAAAAUGAUCCACACGCCAGACAACAGGUUUAUUCCUUCGGAAGGAAAGUAUGAUGCCAAUAGCGAAGUGGAGACAACAUAUAAGAUCUCAAUACCCACAUAUAUGCAAAAUUACCAACUACCAAAGUUUAGGCCGAUAACAGAAACACUUCAACUUCCAGUUCGGCAAGUAUUCGAGAACGGAUUGCCAAUCAGUAACUUAAGGGGGCAACUAGGAGUUCCCUUCAACACUAUACCAAAGGGUUUGAAAUUACUUGAUACCCGCAGGCCAUUUAUUAGCUUAUCAAAUAAUGCUAAUAAAAUAAUGGAUUUUCAACAAAAUGAUAACAUUAUACCGAUGGCGAGUGUUGAGUGUGGUAGACCGGGGAGAAUAUAUCCAGAUCCAGAAACACAGUGUCAGGCUUUUCACUUAUGUCAUUACAAUGGAUUCAAAGAAACAUUUGUUUGUCCAAAAGGAACUAGAUAUGAUCCAUCGGUACAAGAAUGUCGAUUUUGGUACACAACUCAUUGUUCAGACAUGCGCAAACCAUUUAAUUAGAUAUUAUGUUAAUAAUAAUAAAAUUAUUAACAUUUUUAUCAUAGUAAGUAAUUAUUGAAAUUUUGAUUACCUUAACUAAGUAAACCUUGUAUCUUUUAAUAAAAUUUAUAUGAUAAAAUAAUAAACAAAAUAAUAUUAUAAUAUAAUAUUUUGUUGAUCAAAGAACUGUAUAAUACAUAAUAUAUUUGUGAUUUUUUUUUUUUUUUUGGUUUUAAAACGUUCGAGAACAUUAUUUUAUAUGUGUUUCUAAAGCAUCUUCAGUGGGCGACUUCUCACUUGAUUCAAGUUUUUUUUCAAAUGUUUUACUGUUUUGUAAACAUUACUUUACGCUUAUUAUACAUAAUUUGUAUAGAUAUAUUCACAAAAUACAUUUAAAAAUAUGUGUAGCUACAUGAUAAAUCAAAAUACAAUUGUAUAAACUUAAGUGUGUUAUAUUUAUACUAAAACAAUGUGAUUUUUUCGGGACUAUUAAUUAAUGUGUUUUCUUUAAUUUAUUUUUUCUAUUAUUUUUCUAAGAAUCUUCUUCAAAUAAUUUUGAUUGAAAAUAAAAUCAUAGUCAUAAAUUUCCAAUUAUUUACUUAUACAUUAAAAUAAAAAUAAAUUAUAAGAAUAGACUAUUUCUUACAAAUUUAUAAAUUAUAUUUUUUUCAAAUCUUAAUCGCCGAAUACUAAGGUUUUUUUGCUUUCAUAUAUUUUAAAACUAUUUAGUUAAUUUUGUAAAAUUAUAGUGAUAGAAAUUGAAAAUCACUCACAAGCACUCUUUGUUGUGAGUUUGAAUCUAUUUUCAUAAACAUUAUCAUUUGAUUAUAUCAAUUAGUAUGUUGGAAAAAUGAUAUGACUAUUAUACAAUUCUCACGUUGCCAUAAUUAUUUCAAAAAGUUGGCAGAUAUAAUGAUGAUUACUAAAUUAAAUACAUUAUUUUUUUUUUUUUGUUUGUUUGUAAAACUCAUUAUGUAUAAUCUUAUUUAAAAACCAAAUUAUGUAAUAUAUUAUUAAUUUAAAUAGGUACUUAAUAUUUACUUUUACAAAUUAUUAUGUCGUAAAAUACGAUAAGUUUCAA
This is a messenger RNA of Aphis gossypii (cotton aphid), 2221 nucleotides long. RefSeq lists its product as uncharacterized. The coding region runs from base 331 to 1161 and encodes 276 amino acids. The transcript has 6 exons. The record is from RefSeq and is a predicted model, not a curated record. Gene Ontology annotation, cellular component: extracellular region. Gene Ontology annotation, molecular function: chitin binding. Lineage: Eukaryota; Metazoa; Arthropoda; Insecta; Hemiptera; Aphididae.